AUGACUGCCACAAAACUCAAAAUCGCUUGUGGCCAGAUGUGCUCCUCUUCCAGCCUAGCAGCCAAUGCUCGUGUGGCUACCAAAUUGAUCGACCAGGCCGUUGCCAAAAACGUCAAGGUGCUUUUUCUUCCUGAAGCUGCCGAUUAUAUCUCCAGAGACGCCACCCACUCGGUCCAAUUGGCUGGACAAAGCAAGGAAAAGUUCAUUAGUGUUUUGCAGAACCACGUGAAGAAGAUCCACGACGCUGCCUCUGGAGAUGCUGAAGAUAAGGGCAUUUUCGUAGCUGUGGGGGUCCAUGAACCAGCAGUGGGGGAGAAUGCCGGCAAGAAAGUGAGGAAUAACCAGCUCUGGAUCGAUAACCGUGGUGAUAUUGUCCACACGUACCAGAAGCUCCAUCUUUUUGAUAUCAACAUUCCCAACGGUCCGAUCUUGAAGGAACUGAAUUCGGUCGAGCCUGGCCAGGAGAUAUUGAAGCCUUUUGGCGUCAACAGCGGUGAAUAUUCUGGCUUUUCCGUUGGUUUGGCCAUCUGCUAUGAUAUCCGGUUUGGCGAGUUGGCUCUCCGUUUGAGAAAGCUCGGUGCCAACAUCAUCACAUUUCCUUCAGCUUUCACAACAAGAACCGGCGAGGCGCACUGGCUAGAGCUUGGAAAAGCACGUGCAAUUGAUUCACAGUGCUACGUGGUCAUGGCUGCUCAGUGUGGAGAGCACGAUGUUUAUGCUGAUGUCGAGGAAUCUGGAGAAGGAAAGAAAGUGCGGGUCAGCUACGGCCAGUCGGUGAUUAUCGGGCCAUGGGGCGAAGUUGUGGCCAAAGGUGACACGUAUUUGGAGAGAGGGGCCGGUGAAGACUACAGCGAGUUGGUAGUUGGAGAGAUUGACCUGGAGUAUGUGGAAAAGAUCAGAAGAGACUUGCCUGUUUUCACCCACAGGCGUCCAGAGAUCUUCGGGUAUGAGGUUUGA
Molecule: messenger RNA, 957 nt
Organism: Candidozyma duobushaemuli
Lineage: Eukaryota; Fungi; Ascomycota; Pichiomycetes; Serinales; Metschnikowiaceae
Gene: NIT2
Product: putative hydrolase
Exons: 1
Coding region: 1-957 (318 amino acids)
Molecular function (GO): hydrolase activity, acting on carbon-nitrogen (but not peptide) bonds, in linear amides
Source: RefSeq, a predicted model, not a curated record